AUGUUUUUAACGCGAAGCGAAUACGACCGAGGAGUAUCGACCUUCUCCCCCGAGGGCCGUCUCUUCCAAGUCGAAUACUCCCUCGAAGCAAUCAAGCUCGGCUCGACCGCCAUCGGGAUCCAGACGUCACAGGGCGUCAUCUUGGGAGUAGAGAAGCGCGUCACGUCAUCCUUGCUUGAAUCAAGCUCGAUUGAAAAGAUAGUUGAGAUUGACCACCAUAUAGGAUGCGCCAUGUCGGGAUUAACUGCCGACGCGAGAUCGAUGAUUGACCAUGCGCGUGUAUCGAGCUUGACUCACAAUUUAUAUUAUGACGAGGAGAUUGGCGUGGAGAGCUUGACGCAGAACGUGUGUGAUCUCGCGUUGCGUUUCGGCGAGGGCGCCGAUGGUGAGAAACGGUUGAUGUCGAGACCUUUUGGAGUGGCGUUGUUAAUUGCCGGAGUCGAUAAGCAGCGCGGGGCCCAGUUGUACCAUGCUGAACCGUCGGGGACGUUUUAUCGAUACGAGGCCAAGGCGAUUGGGAGCGGCAGCGAGGGCGCUCAGGCGGAAUUGAAUAAUGAGUAUCACAAGAGCUUGACUUUGGAGGAGGCCGAGUUGUUGGCGCUCAAGAUCUUGAAGCAGGUCAUGGAGGAGAAAUUGGAUUGUCAAAAUGCCCAGUUGGCUAGCGUUACUGUCGACAAAGGGUUCCAGAUUUAUAGCGACGAGAAGACGGAUGCUAUCAUCAAGGUUUUGAACGAGCAGGCUACUGAUGAGGAUACCGUUGUGAGUUAG
Lodderomyces beijingensis is the source of this 768-nucleotide messenger RNA. NCBI's taxonomy places the organism in Eukaryota, Fungi, Ascomycota, Pichiomycetes, Serinales, Debaryomycetaceae. The record is from the annotation of a GenBank genome assembly.